AUUAUUAUUUCAUUUGCAACUAACACACAUCACGCCACUUUCCCAGCCAAUCCUACUCCUAUAUUUCAAUCCAAGUUUUUUGCCUCUCGUUCCAAAAUUCAAACUAAAUCUGCAUCAAGCAACCAAAAAAGGAUUCUGGAAAGCAACAAAGAAGAAGAAAAAGUGUUGAUGGACAGAGAUGUUUCCCACUGUUCAAAUUCAAAAUCUUGUCACCAUUAAAAGGUAAAUAAAGAAAAAAAAUAUACCGUUGCUUCCUUUCCUAACUGUCGUUUUGGCUUUAUUUAUAUUUUUGUUAUUAAUUUAAAAAUCUCAGUUUUGUCCAUCUUCACCAUUUUGCUUUGCUUUAUGCAAGAAAGCUUUGCUGAAUUGUGCAGAAAUUAUUCAAACUUGUGAAACAGAAAUAGUGACCUUUUUUAGCUUUUUUUUAUCCUCUUUUUCUCAACCUUUGUUAUGUGCAAGAAUUUUGAGUGAUUUUCCCGGGUAGUUAGGCUUUCAAAUUCAAAUCUUGAAUUUAUGUAUAUUAUCUGAAUUCUUGAUAGGUGAUCAGUCCAAAUCAUAAAAAAAAAAAGUUGGCAUUUUUGGAAGUGAGAAAUGGAGAGCAUAUCAAACAGUGAUGAGAGCUAUGAUGUGGGAUAUCAGCCUUCACCUUCUUCAGCAGAUCAUUCGCUCGAUUCGUUCGCCUACUGCCGGACUUACUCUGAGGCCUCAGCCUUCUCCGAUGAUCACAGCUGCUCCGAGGCCGCCUCUCCUCUCAGCUGGCAAGGCCUCAAGUCCCCUGCUCGAGCCGCCCUCUCGAGACUAGGCAUGAGGCAGCUCAAGCAUGGCUUGGAUGAUGAGAUCAUGGAUCUAGAGCUGGAGUUGAUGAAGGAGAGAUUUUCAAGGCUGUUGCUGGGAGAGGACAUGUCUGGGAGUGGUAAAGGAGUCUGCACUGCUGUAGCAAUCUCAAAUGCCAUAACCAAUCUUUAUGCUUCUGUUUUUGGUCAGCAGCAGAGAUUGGAGCCACUGCAUCAUGAGAAGAAGCUCAUGUGGAAGAGAGAAAUGAAUUGUCUAUUAUCUGUAUGUGAUUACAUACUAGAAUUCAGCCCCUCAUUGCAGACAUUAAAAGAUGGGACUACUUUAGAGGUGAUGGCAAGCAGGCCAAGAUCAGACAUUCACAUCAAUCUCCCAGCCUUGAAGAAACUCGACGCGUUGCUCCUGGAUGUGCUUGACAGCUUUCAGGAGACUGAGUUUUGGUAUGCUGAGCAGGGGAGCAUGUCGGGGAACUCGACCCGUUCUGGAUCGUUCAGGAAGAUCGUUCAGCCACAGCCACAACGGAACGAGGAGAAAUGGUGGCUGCCCGUUCCCUGUGUCCCCCUCGGUGGCCUCUCCGAGAAAAGCAAGAAACAUCUGAGGCAGAAGCACGACCGUGCCAGCCAGAUUCACAAGGCAGCAAUGGCGAUAAACAGUGGGAUUCUUUCUGAAAUGCAGAUUCCAGAAUCAUACAUGUCUUCCCUGCCAAAGAGUGGAAAAGCAAUUGUGGGGGAUACAAUCUACCGCUACAUGUACAAUGCAGAGAAGUUCUCACCUGAUCAUCUGCUUGAUUCUCUCAACAUAAGCUCCGAGCACGAAGCCCUCGAGCUGGCAGACAAAGUGGAGGCUUCCAUGCACACGUGGCGAAGGAAAAUGUGCGUUGCUCACUCGAAAUCAUCAUGGGACGUGGUUAAAGAUCUUGUGUCCGACAUAGACAGGAACGACAAGAAUCAUGUCUUGGCAGCAAGAUCCGACACGCUCUUGUUCUGCUUGAAGCAGAGAUAUCCCGAGCUUUCACAAACUACACUGGAUACGAGUAAAAUCCAAUACAACAAGGAUGUAGGACAGGCGGUGCUCGAGAGCUAUUCAAGAGUGCUGGAAGGUUUGGCGUUUAACAUCGUUGCUUGGAUCGACGAUGUACUGUUUGUAGAUAAAACAAUGAAAAGUCAGGAGUAGCAGCAGGUGAUGGAAAGUAACAGGAAUUCUUAGUGAAAUUAUUUGUUCUAGUAUAGACAAGAAGAGAAGCCCUUCAUAGACAAUAUUUUUGCUUUUCCUAAUGAAGGGAUCAAAUCAUCAAUGUAAUUAUUUUUGCCUUUGCAGCCCUUCAUAGUCUCUUUUUGCAGUCAUUUUUCAUGUACAAGUGUCAAGGACAAACACUAAUUUGUUGAGUUUCAGUCAUUCUACAA
Molecule: messenger RNA, 2195 nt
Organism: Salvia miltiorrhiza (redroot sage)
Lineage: Eukaryota; Viridiplantae; Streptophyta; Magnoliopsida; Lamiales; Lamiaceae
Product: rop guanine nucleotide exchange factor 3
Exons: 8
Coding region: 592-1965 (457 amino acids)
Molecular function (GO): guanyl-nucleotide exchange factor activity
Source: RefSeq, a predicted model, not a curated record